This is a messenger RNA of Amphimedon queenslandica, 634 nucleotides long. RefSeq lists its product as uncharacterized. The record is from RefSeq and is a predicted model, not a curated record. The coding region runs from base 66 to 545 and encodes 159 amino acids. The transcript has 4 exons. NCBI's taxonomy places the organism in Eukaryota, Metazoa, Porifera, Demospongiae, Haplosclerida, Niphatidae.
GAAUUGAUGAUGUCAUCUUCCGGUAAGAAAUCAAAACUCUGGUAGCCCUCACGCAGCCAAACAGUAUGGAGAACACUGCACUGGUUUCUUUUCCUCCAAGUGACUGUGUAGUUAAUGAUGAAGAAGAAAUUCAAAGCGAGAAUGAUAGUCAUUCAUCCAAUAGCAGGGAGCCUCUUAUCAGGGAGCCUCUCGUUCCAGACCCUCUUGUCGUUCCUCAGCCUCUUGUCACUACUCAGCCUCAGCUCACGCGUGACUUUCAUUUCAUUUAUCGUCGUAAUCAAACUCCAAGUGACAACUUUUUUAUGCUAACUAUUAUUCAACUCUUUUGCUGUUCUCUAAUUGGAUGCUUGGCCCUCUUUUGUAUUAUUCCAGCUCUGUGCUUUGUUAUCAAAGCAAGGAAGGCUGAAAUGGAUGGUGACAUCAUUACAAUGUAUUCAAGGCGACAGCUUGCCCUCAUUUUUAAUUUUAUUGGCUUCUUUGUUGGCAUCAUAAAUAUCUUUAUAAAUAUUUAUUUCAUUCUAAAUAUUAUAGCACUUACUUACUAACAUAAACUAGUGUUUUAUGUCACACUAAACUGAUGGUAAUGCUGUCAAAUUUUGUUAUUAUUAGUUAAUAAAUAUUUAUACAUUACAAA